ACACAUUCAUUCUCCAAAAACUCAAAACCAUCGAAGAAAGAUCAUAGAAAACUCAAGAACAAUCAAAGAACUCCAAAACAAUGGAGAACAAGGAUAACAAGAGAAAAGAGCAACCUUCAUCAGCCACCACCAACCACCACCGCCGCCACCGCAACGUGAAACCAAAGCUUGCGGCGGUUACUCCUCCCAAUCCAGAGCCUCAAGAUCAAGAAAUCAGAGAAUUGCAGACACUCUCUCUCUUCCCUACCGAACCUUCACCUUCUUCCAAUCAUUCACAAGAUCCAGAGUUUUCAUCGCCACCACAGCCACCACCGGCACGGGCCGUCACCGACGACCUCAACAUAGUCAUCACUCCUCCCUUUCCAUGGGCCACUGAUCGUCCAGCGAAAAUCCACACACUCCAAUAUCUCAACCAAAACAAGAUCUUAACAAUCAACGGAGACGUUCAAUGCGGAAGCUGUGGCAAAAGAUUCGAAAUGGAGUUUGAUUUAAAUAAAAAGGUUGCAGAGAAUGGCAAGUUCUUGAAGGAUCAUGGAGCUUCCUUGCAUAGUAGAUGUCCAAAAGAGUGGAGGAACCCUAAUCCGAUUGCAUGCAAAUUCUGCGGCGAAGAAAAAAGCGUGAAGCCUGUUAUUGGAAACCGGAAGGAACACUCCAUUAAUUGGUUGUUUCUUUGGUUGGGUCAGUUCAUAGGGUUCUGCAAUUUAGAAGAUUUGAGGUAUUUUUGCAAGUACAAUAAAUUGCAUAGAACUGCAGCCAAAGAUCGCUUUGUUUUAAAGGUUUACACUGAAAUCUUCAAACAACUCAUUCAAGCCAAUUAGAAAUCAUUGUACCACGAUAUGUCAAAAUCGAUGCUUAGUUAGGGUGUAACCAGAUUUUGUUACCUAUUGAAAGAAUAGAAAAUCAUUAGUCCAAACCCUAAAUUGCUGAAUUUGUCAUGUGUUUUUUCAUUUUGUACCAAUCACAAUACUGCUCUUGAACUAUUAACAUAGCACUU
Molecule: messenger RNA, 994 nt
Organism: Arachis duranensis
Lineage: Eukaryota; Viridiplantae; Streptophyta; Magnoliopsida; Fabales; Fabaceae
Exons: 1
Coding region: 81-818 (245 amino acids)
Source: RefSeq, a predicted model, not a curated record